AUGAAAGAGAACAGCAGUGAAUUAUGUUUUGGAGGAGGAGAAUAUGCAAAAAAGUUGAGAUUUAUAAAGAAUCAAAAAUAUCUGAAUGAUAUAAAAUACUUUAAAAAAGGGUAUAUAUAUGUACGCAAUAGUAAUCAUGAUUAUAUAAUUAAAUGUAAAGAAUAUAAAACGGGGUUUCAAAAUAUGAAGAAUCAUUCUGAUAAUAAUAGAAAAUUUAAUAAUGACAAUUACAAAACUAAAAAUCCACAAAUCAAAUUUCGAACGCAAGGAAAUAGCGACCUAAUUAAUUCCCAUACAUUUAAUAAAAUACUCCAAGAUUCAUCUGCAAAAAAUACAGAUGAUCGAGAUGUACAGUCACAAUCUGCAAUUGAUUCUAUAUCAGCAGAUUCCAAAGGUUUUGAAUCUCCACGAGAAAUUACAACUGAUUCUGCAGUUAUAGCAAAUAAUUCAGUCUCCUUAAUAUCUCAUAAUAUUGAUAUUAUUUCAUCACCUGAUAAAGAAACUCUUCCAGAUUUACCUUCUUCAAAAGAACCCCUUACAGCUUCAGGUACAAUUAAUACUCUUUAA
Plasmodium malariae is the source of this 567-nucleotide messenger RNA. RefSeq lists its product as uncharacterized. Bases 1 to 567 code for a protein of 188 amino acids. NCBI's taxonomy places the organism in Eukaryota, Apicomplexa, Aconoidasida, Haemosporida, Plasmodiidae. The transcript is spliced from 4 exons. The record is from RefSeq and is a predicted model, not a curated record.